GUAGGAGGGUUGGUUGACACAGGACACAGCAGACAAAAGAGGCGGAACUACGUGGCUUCAGUUCAAAAGGAGAGCUCAGGCUUCUUGCAAAAGCAUCAGUCCGUGCAAGGGACAGAGUGGGAGUAACUUCCAUGCAGUGCAGGGCUCCCAUCACAGAGAGCCCAGUUAGGAGCUCGCACCGCGGAGAUGACACACGCGAGCACUUUGUCAUUUGCCAGCCUCUGCCCAUGGACAAGGCAGAUCGGGCCACUGAGCGAGUAACGUCCGGGGGCGAGGGGGUUAUUUGCUUUCUUGCAAUGGCUCCAGUGACAGAUCCGAACAAGUGGGAGCGACGCUGAUCUCCAUGGAGCCCCCUCCUGCCUCUGGCUGCUGCACCGGCUGCAGUGUGUGAAGCCGCCCCAGCCAGGACGGACCAUGAGGGGCGUCUUCGGCUUCAAGCGGCUGAGGCUGAAGAUCUGGAGGAGAUGCACGCUCCUGUUCUUCCUCUGCUGGGCUGCCUGCUGGCUGCUGGGCAGCACGUUCCUCUUCCUUGUCCACAGGAGCGUCUUCUCUGAGCGCUGCACGGACGAGAAAAGCCACAGGAUCCUGGCGAGGCUGUGUCUUGACUACAGCAAAGGAGCCCUGACUGGCGACCUUUGUGAAGACUUGUGUGUGGCACAGAAGCUGGUGUACAAACAGUGCCUUUACUACGACAGAGGUAAGAAGGUCAUCCAGGCGGACUGGAAAGGCCAGCCAGUCAUCUUGAAAUCCAAAAAGGAAAUCUUCUCUAGCUACCAGCGCCUCAGAUUGCUUGAUGAAGUGGAAACACAGGAUGUUCCUGAGACAGAGCUUCUGCUGAUGGUAGCUUUGGAGGUCAAAAAUGUCCUGGGCCUGGAAUUAUCUAACAACACCAUGGGACCCUUAUGGACUAGGAGGAGAGAUCUGCAUUGGAAAGCACAAGUGGCCAGCAUGUGGUCCUUACUCCAGCAGGAAGAAUAUAUCUACUUCAGUCUACUGCAGGACUUCAGCAAACAUGUCCUACGGGUCAUCGGCUCCUGUGGCCACUUCUAUGCUGUGGAGUAUCUCACAGCCGGACAAGCCUGGCACAAAACUAUUUUUCCUUUGGAGGAUGCAGUUGGUCCCUCCUUCACUGGCACUAAACGCAAGGUGAAGGCAAUAACUGACAUUGCACUCAGCUUCCUAGAUAUGGUGAAUCAUUUUGAUAAUGAUUUCUCUCACCGGCUUCACCUGUGCGAUAUCAAACCAGAGAAUUUUGCUAUCAGAAAUGAUCUCACGGUAGUCGCCAUUGAUGUGGAUAUGGCCUUUUUUGAACCUAAAAUGAGGGACAUCCUUGAACAGAAUUGCACAGAAGAUGAAGACUGUAAUUUUUUCGAUUGCUUUUCGAAGUGUGACCUGACAAUCAGAAAAUGUGGAGCAGAGAGGGCCAACAACAACCUGCAAGUCAUCUGUGACAAAAUAUUCCGUCACUGGUUUUCUCCAAAUCUCAGGGGACACACAAUUUCCUUCCCUCUGCAGUUGCAGUUGCAAAAGGCUGUUCAUGAAUGUGCCAAACCAGAGCCCAAGGACUUGACACAACACCAGCAAACGUCUCUGCAUUCUCUGUCUGAGUUAUACCAUUUGCUGCAAGCCAGUCAAAGAGAGCUUCAAAAAGCAGAUGGUUAGCCUGGUGAAAACCAAUGAAUGGAACAUUUUGAAAAUCAGGCAGUGGUGACUUGUUUGGCCAGGAUCCCUCUACUACACAGUACUCUAAAGAAUGGAAAAAUUACAGUGGAGAACAACUGGCCAUCUUACUUUCAAGAGGAAGCAAAUACAGCAUUGCGAUCUGAAUUUAUAAAUUGGAGACAACAUUGCAAAAGGAAGGUGGUGGUGAACUCUGUUGGAUUGUGCUUGGACCAAUCCAUUCACCUCAAUGUUUCUCAUAGACAUGAUCUUGGAUGUGAUCAAAGAGAAUAAAUGGUGAAAAAGAGCCAGCUUUGGAUGAAAGAGAUGGAAAUACACUCUCCCAUCUGUGGAGUCACAGUAAGGAGUCUCACACUGAUACCAUUAGAGAAUACCUGGAACACUGCAUGAAGAAUUUGAAACUUAACACAGGAAGUUUGCUUAAUAUGAAGGCAUUGACUAAACUGUUAGGAUGAAUUAUUCACAGGCAUGGAACAGAGCCAGUGAAAACAGACAGUAAUCUACGAGAAAUUGUAGAACGAUUCUGAGGAUUAAUUGCUUCAAAAAAUUCAGUGCUCCUUUAAUAUUAGAUUUAAGAUUAUCUUGAGUUUUAUGCAUGUUUACAAGUCCACACAUUCCAAUGCAAGGAGCUGGACACAGAAUUCCACAGGUAACGGUUGAGGGUGCUAUAUUGCUGGGAAGUAUAUUUGUAACAAUGUAACAAACUAACACUAGAUUUUAAUACCACCCUUAUGGUGCAAUAAUUAUGACUCAUGUUAGUAGGGAUAGCAAGUAAUAUUUAUAUAAUAAUUUUAAAUAAAAUAUUGUAGUAAUAAACAAAAUAUCAUCUUACCAAUAAUAAAGAUCAAAGUAAUAAAAGAGAUUCUUUAAAAA
Molecule: messenger RNA, 2553 nt
Organism: Chrysemys picta bellii (western painted turtle)
Lineage: Eukaryota; Metazoa; Chordata; Testudines; Emydidae
Source: RefSeq, a predicted model, not a curated record